AUGGCUACGCAAAAAGAAGUGAAGUCCCAACGCGCAGCUAUCCGCAUACAUCUCAGUCGGAUGCUUCAGGAUGUAGACGCCCUGGAUAAAGAACUGAUUCCAAUCAGUGAACUCGGGAGUAUUGGAUUCCGACCGAUGCAGGUUGGAUUUCAUGACGACGAGCUGGACUUUUCACCCUGCUUCUUCAAACUCCUCCCAGCAUCCAUCAUCGACGAGCAUCCGUUAACACCGGAAGAACCAUUCGACUUGAUUUAUUCUGAGAGUCUGACUGAUAACCAACCGGGGGAUCUAAUGGAAUAA
Messenger RNA from Aspergillus affinis, 300 nucleotides. RefSeq lists its product as uncharacterized. The record is from RefSeq and is a predicted model, not a curated record. Bases 1 to 300 code for a protein of 99 amino acids. Lineage: Eukaryota; Fungi; Ascomycota; Eurotiomycetes; Eurotiales; Aspergillaceae. The transcript has a single exon.